Molecule: messenger RNA, 1947 nt
Organism: Solanum dulcamara
Lineage: Eukaryota; Viridiplantae; Streptophyta; Magnoliopsida; Solanales; Solanaceae
Product: probable magnesium transporter NIPA6
Exons: 9
Coding region: 577-1602 (341 amino acids)
Biological process (GO): magnesium ion transport
Cellular component (GO): membrane
Molecular function (GO): magnesium ion transmembrane transporter activity
Source: RefSeq, a predicted model, not a curated record
UUUGAAGUUUGAAAUUUGAAGAAUGUGAAUAGGACAAGUGGCCCAGCUCAGAAGACAAAUUUGGGUUUUUGGCAGCCUGGUUGGUGAGGUCUUUUCAUGGUCGUUAACCAUCAUCUCAUCAUGAUGAUCAGCAAUUAAUAUCCAUUUUCAAGUCAGUUUCGCCAUCCAUCAUACUGAAUCCAUAAAACGAAGCUUCCCACAACGACAACGACUUUAGGGGAGACCGAGAGAGAGAGAGAGCUGCCAUUCCCUGACGAUUCUUAUCAAUUUCUCAGAUCUCCCUCUCCUAAAACCCCUACAUCUAUCUACUACUCCUUUUCUAGACCCUCAAAGAUCUGUAUAUAAUACAUUGUUCCAAAUCGGUAUCUAAUUACUAUCUUCAGUUGGUCGAAUGUCAUUUCUUCCACUUUUGUCUUUUCUAAGCUGAUAAUUGACCUCUCUAUUUGGCGGGAAAUUGGAUUUGUCCUCAUCUUGCAUUUUGUAUUUUUGAAUUCAAACAGCUCUUUAUUGUUUGGGAUUCUUUAUUGGGUACACAUUUGACCUUGUAUUAUUAUUGUUGAACAAGAAAAGAAGAGGAUGGUGAUUUCGGAUAACACCAGAGGCCUAAUUCUGGCAAUAUCAUCAAGCUUGUUUAUUGGAACAAGCUUUAUAUUGAAGAAGAAAGGUCUAAAGCGUGCUGCUGCUGCUGCUGGCACUCGAGCAGGAGUUGGAGGCUAUGCUUAUUUGCUUGAACCACUUUGGUGGACAGGAAUGAUAACAAUGAUCAUUGGUGAGGUGGCUAAUUUUGUGGCUUACAUUUAUGCUCCAGCAGUUCUGGUGACCCCUCUUGGUGUUUUGAGUAUAAUUAUCAGUGCUAUUUUGGCGCACUUUAUGUUGAAAGAACGAUUGCAAAGAUUAGGUGUACUGGGAUGCAUUUCAUGCAUUGUAGGCUCAGUGGUUAUUGUUAUCCAUGCACCUCAGGAGAAUACGCCAGGUUCUUUACAAGAAAUCUGGAUUUUGGCAACUCAACCAGCAUUUUUGGCUUAUGUAGCUGCAACGUUAUCAAUGGUGCUAGCUUUGAUUUUGCAUUUUGAGCCUCGCUAUGGGCAGACAAAUAUACUGGUUUAUUUGGGAAUCUGUUCCUUAAUGGGUUCAUUCACGAUUGUCAGCAUAAAGGCUAUUGGAAUUGCAAUAAAACUUACUUUGGAAGGAAUUAGUCAAGUUGCUUAUCCUCCGACAUGGUUCUUUCUUUCUGUUGCAGUGAUAUGUGUCAUCACACAGCUAAAUUACCUUAAUAAGGCACUGGAUACAUUCAACACUGCAAUUGUUUCUCCAAUAUAUUAUGUAAUGUUCACCACCAUGACCAUCAUCGCAAGUGCUAUAAUGUUCAAGGACUGGGCAGGACAAAGUGACAGCGACAUAGUUUCUGCAAUAUGUGGAUUUAUAACAGUACUUUCAGGAACAAUCAUGCUCCAUGUCACUAGAGAACAGGAACCAGUUACUUUGCCAGGAACUGUUACAUGGUACGAUGGGGAACACAUAAAGGCUAUAGAGGAUGGACAUUACAUCCUGUUGCAUGAUUCAGAAUACUUAGACUCAUAUAGUGUCUUAGCAAAGAAUUAGAAAGGUUGAUUGCAGAACUGGAAGUUCUAUCAGAACUGAUACUUGAUUUGUGCAAUGGAGGGAAUGAGGUUCUCGCCUUCUCGUUUAAGCUGAUUGAUCUUGAGCUUCACAACUGCCUGGCAAUUUCUUCCUAUGUGCAUAAUUUGGGAAUGACUAGAGGGAAAGGUUUCUUUGAUUUUCCCAAGAUUUCUUGACCAACAUGGAGAUACGUCUGGACAUGGUUUUCUUGCAAAUCUCUAAUUGCCAUCGGGGUUUGUACAUAUAUGGCUUCUUUCUAUGUUGUAACAUAUUAUUGAUUAUUUUUUCAUAAUGAGAUAUAGCAUAUCAAGCAUAUGUUUUUCUGAA